AUGCGCUGUUCCAUCAGACAGUGCUUCAGAACUUUUGUGAUCCUCAUAUUUCUGUGGUUCUUCAUCAUCCUGAGAAUCCCGGAGGAAAUGGAUGAUGUCAAAAACGUGGUAGUCAAUUAUGGCAGUAAGAAGAACCCCAAAUCACUAGAAGACUGGCAGACCAUCACCUCCAAAUAUUUGGGAAAAACCCAUUGGAGAAGAAAAACAUGGCUGACAGUGGGGAUCACCUCAGAGUCACGACAGGGUCACCGAGGCCUCCUGGACACGUUGGCCUCCCUGUACCAUGUCUUGUCCACAGCCGAGCAGAAACAAAUCACAGUGCUGGUCCACCUGGCUGAUUCUGAUCCCAGCUGGCUCAGGGAUACUGUGCUUCAUAUUUCAAGUCUCUACAGGUCACAGAUCUUGACAGGGCAUUUGCUACUGAUCCACGCCCCAUCCAGUGCCUACCCUACCGUGAACAGUGUCCAGGAGAUCUCUCACGGGCACAUCUACUCAAAGCAGAAUGUAGAUCAUGCCUUCCUGAUGAGCUUUGCCACAAAGCUCUCCACUUACUUCCUAUUGAUAGAGGACGAUGUCAUUUGUGCCCCCAAUUUUGUCAACCACAUUCGAUCAAAGGUGACCAACAGGAAGCCCAACACCUGGGUGCUCAUUGAGUUCUCUAAUAUGGGCUUCCUUGGCAAACUUUUCCACAGCAGGGACCUGCCACUCCUGGCCCAUUUCCUCCUCCUCUUCCACCAGGAACGACCUCUCAACUGGCUGAUCCAUCAUUUCUGUACCAUCCUGGCCCAGCAAAGCCCAAUCCUCUGCAGACCAUUUCUCUUCUACCACAGGUUGCCUCACUUCGCUUUUGAGAACAAGACCUUAACAGGCCAGGAAGAAGGUCCUCGUGGUCCUGAUAACCUCCCUGGAACUGUUUUCACAGACAUGAGACUCUCUGGUGUUUAUUCCCCACAGGAGGCCUACACUCUGGAUGAGUCUUUCUUUUUGACCUACAACGUCAGCACAGGGAACUACUUGACAGUGAUUUUGAACCACACAGCGGACCUGAACAGGGUGCAAGUAAGAACAGGCUCCAUCACAGAUGGAGACUACAUCCUAGAAAAAGGACAGGUGGAGCUAGGCUACAGUCCUGAAGGAACGCCCCCAAACUGUACCAGAUUCACGCUGCUGGGCCAUCUGGCGCAAGGACAGCUGGAUCACAUCGUUCUGAAGGGCAGUGGGAACCAAGUAAAAUGCGUGAAGCUGGCAGUGAAUGCUAAUCAGGUUGGUGGCCUCAUGAUCAGGCACAUCUACCUCUGGGGGUCCGAAACACCUGAAACGGAAAGCUGGUCAGAGUUGAUGGUAAAUUACGAUAUGAACAAUUGA
Meriones unguiculatus (Mongolian gerbil) is the source of this 1365-nucleotide messenger RNA. Its product is annotated as alpha-1,3-mannosyl-glycoprotein 4-beta-N-acetylglucosaminyltransferase-like protein MGAT4E. Gene Ontology annotation, biological process: protein N-linked glycosylation. NCBI's taxonomy places the organism in Eukaryota, Metazoa, Chordata, Mammalia, Rodentia, Muridae. Gene Ontology annotation, molecular function: acetylglucosaminyltransferase activity. The record is from RefSeq and is a predicted model, not a curated record. The transcript has 3 exons. The coding region runs from base 1 to 1365 and encodes 454 amino acids.